AUGAGACAAUGGACGACUCUGAUGGGCGGCAUCAACAGCCUCCAGUUGAACACAGCACCACAACCAAUAGAACUUAAAGACGACGACGAGGUCCUCGUCAACAUAGAUCGCGUAGCUCUGAAUCGUCGCGAUGCCAAAAUCAUAAACGGCGAUUUCAAAGACUCCUAUCCCGAUCCAUCACACCCCCUUAUCCCAGCCUCUGAUGCCAGCGGCACAAUAGUGCAAGUCAGUAACUCCAUCGCUGCCGCAGGAAGAUGGAAAAGGGGCGAUUGA
Talaromyces marneffei is the source of this 273-nucleotide messenger RNA. RefSeq lists its product as uncharacterized. The transcript has 2 exons. Lineage: Eukaryota; Fungi; Ascomycota; Eurotiomycetes; Eurotiales; Trichocomaceae. The coding region runs from base 1 to 273 and encodes 90 amino acids. The record is from RefSeq and is a predicted model, not a curated record.